UAAAAUAGAAAUACUACAACUGUUCCCUUCUCUAUUGCACUCUUCUCCCCGCCCCACGGACACGUCACGAGGGGGCGGAGUCAGAGCGGACAGGCAGGCGGCAGCGUCGCAGCGUUACAACGAGAGCGGCUCCUGGGCUUUGUUUUGUGGAUGUGAAUGAGCUCCAUCAACUCCAUCAGAAAUGUGGACGGACAUAAGGACGUUGAUACUUUUUCAUGCGUUUGUCCUGAGGCUUCAUUUCUCAGAAGCGACGGAUGAGUGUGAGGAUGGACAGUUUCAGUGCAACAACAAAAGGUGUAUACCGACCAUCUGGAGGUGCGACGACGAUGACGACUGCUCAGACAACAGCGACGAAGAAAACUGUCCCAGGAAGACGUGUGCCCCCGCUGAGUUUGCCUGCUUAAAUGGCCAGUGUGUCCCGGGACGGUGGCGGUGCGACGGGGAACCAGAGUGUCCCGAUGGCUCUGAUGAGGCAGCGGAGACCUGCAGCAAACAGACAUGCCCUCCAGAGAAAUUUGACUGUGGCGGAUCCACCAACAAGUGUGUCUCGUUGUCAUGGAGAUGCGAUGGGGAGAAGGAUUGCGAGAACGGGGCCGACGAGGAGGACUGCGCGUCCGAUGCCAAAGCCUGCACCAGCGGGGAGUUCCCGUGCGCCAACCGCAAGUGCCUGGCCGCCGUCUACGUGUGCGACGGCGACGACGACUGCGGAGACGGCAGCGACGAGCUCAAGUGCGCGUCCCCCCUGACCUGCGGGCCCAACCACCUCCGCUGUAACACCUCGGAGUGCGUGCCGCUCAUGUGGAGCUGCGACGGAGACCCCGACUGCGCCGACAGCUCCGACGAGGGGCCGGAGCGCUGCGGCGGCGACGGCGCGCCCUACCUGCUGACCCGCCGCACCAACUGCACCGCCGAGGAGUUCCGCUGCGCCAACGGAGAGUGCGUGAGGCUGAGCUGGAAGUGUGACGGAGACGCAGACUGCAAAGACAAGUCUGACGAGUCCGAAUGCCCUCUGCUCACGUGUCGUCCCGAUGAGUUCCAGUGCGGUGAUGGCUCCUGCAUCCACGGCACCAAGCAGUGUAACAAGGUCCAUGACUGUCCUGAUCACAGCGACGAAUCAGGCUGCGUCAACGCCACAAAAUGCGAAGGACCCCUGAAGUUUCUGUGUAAAAACGGAGAGUGCAUUGACAGCUCCAAGGUGUGUGACUCCGUCAAGGACUGCAAGGACCGGUCAGAUGAGCCCAAGAAGGAGUGCGGGCUGAAUGAGUGCAUGAUCAACAACGGGGGCUGCUCCCAUGUCUGCAUGGACCGACCCAUUGGCUUCGAGUGCCAGUGCCCCACUGGCUACCAGCUACUGGACAAAAAGACUUGUGGGGACAUCGAUGAGUGUGAGAACCCAGAUGCUUGCAGCCAGAUCUGCAUCAACUACAAGGGCGAUUUUAAAUGUGAAUGCCAUGAAGGAUAUGAGAUCGACCCUGCUACUAAGACCUGCAAGGCAGAAGGAAAGAGCCCUUACCUGCUAUUCACCAACCGGCACGAGAUCCGCCGCAUCGACCUGGUAAAGAGGGACUACAGCCAGGUGGUGUCCACCCAGAAGAACGCUGUAGCUCUGGACCUGGAUGUGGCCAACAACCGCGUCUUCUGGUGCGAUCGCUUUCACCGGAAAAUCUACAGUGCCUUCAUUCACGAGGCCAGUGACCCGUCCCAGCAGGUGCCGCUGCUGGAUUCUCUCCUGCAGACCCCCGUGGGUCUGGCUCUGGACUGGCUCCAACACAACUUGUACUGGGCUGACUCGGGAGACAAGUCCAUCUCUGUGGCCUCGGUGGACGCAACCAAGAGACGCGUCCUCAUCAACACCGACCUGAGUGAGCCCCGAGCCAUAGCGCUGGAUCCCCAUCACGGCUUUAUGUACUGGUCUGACUGGGGCACGAGAGCCAAGAUAGAAAAGGCCGGGAUGAACGGAGUGGACCGACAGGUGCUGGUGGCUGAUAACAUUGAAUGGCCCAAUGGCAUCACUCUAGAUGUAGCCAACAGGCGUCUGUACUGGGUGGAUUCGAAGCUGCACCUCAUUGCCAGCGUGGACCUGAACGGAGCGCACCGCAGAACACACGUGUCGUCUGCAGAGAGACUGGGGCACCCCUACGCGCUGGCGGUUUUUGAGGAUCGUAUCUACUGGACAGACAGAGACAGAUCGUCCGUCUUCAUGGCCAACAGGUUGACCGGUCAGGACAUCCACUCGCUGGCCGAAAACCUCAACGACCCCCACGACAUUGUGGUCUUCCACCAGCUCCGCCAGCCACAAGGUCCAGACAGCUGUAAUCUGGGCAGCGUGGCCAACGGGGGGUGUCAGUACUUGUGUCUCAAGGCUCCACAGAUCACAGAGCACUCGCCCAAAUACACCUGCGCCUGCCCCGACGGGCAGGACCUGGGGCCCGAUAUGAGGGGCUGUGUGCCAGCACCAAGAAACAACGCGACGCAGACGUCCUCGCCUCCUGCUGGGUUUUCACCUGCCACGAGAGCGGCUCUGGCCGAAGACUUCCCGCCCCCCUCAGGGGGGGUGUCACAGGCGGACGCCACCCCUCGCCUGACCACAGCUCCCUCCGGGGCCACGGAGCUCCUCACACCCGACGACGCUCUGAAGCCUUUGUCGUCGCAAGAGUCCAAGGUGCCGGGGUCGCGCUCCACUGCCACCGCGAGGGUCCUCUCCACCACACCCGCCAGGGACAGCAGCGUCUCCCAACACUCCGGCAGCGAGAAUUUCCUCCUGGGCGAGAACCUGACAGUGGCUGUUUUGGGAGUGGUCAUCCCCAUCGUUCCUGUCGUUGCCACAGUGGUGUUCAGCCUGGUGUGCGCCGGCGUCUACCUGGUGUGGCGCAACUGGCGGCGCAACUCCACCAAGAGCAUGAACUUCGACAACCCCGUCUACCGCAAGACCACCGGCGAGGGCGAGGAGGACGAGAUCCACAUCGGGCGGACGGACGGCAUGGGACACCACGGGCACCACCACCCGUACCCGCAGGGCGUCAACGCCGGGGUCGCCGGGGCCGGAGUCGGCACCUGCCCGCAGUUCAUCGCCCUGCCACUGGGGGGCAGCAUGCCCGACCCGGGGACUCACUGGUACACGGAGCAGCCCAUGCUGUCCUCGGCAAAGUGACCCUGCGCGAGAGCCGAUCCGCCGAGGCGACGCCCCCCCCCCCCCCCCCACACGGUGAGGUCACGGGUGACUUGGACUGAGUUUGCAGAACAACAUAUCAUCGCCAACAACAUUUCAUCAAGUGUUACAUGGGGCCAUACUUUGUGCCAACUUCCAUUUGGGGAAAAAAAAAAACUUUAAACUGUUAAACUAACAUAAUUCGUACCUUUAGUUCUACUUUCGUACGUCACUGCUGAGAAUGAAUUACAGAAUUUGUAAAGUGUUAUUUGUAUACUGGUUAUUGUUUUGUAGUUUUCAUUGAAAACUGCGGUGAGGUGUCUGCUGUGUGUCUGAUAUUUUGAGACGGGACUGGUGAGAAGUUGUAUAAAUAUGGGCUCUUUGUGUUAUUCCUGGUGAAGCUCUGAGAACACUGUGCAAGGAAGAGCUCUGAAACUGGGACAGUAACUGCGUUGGUGGGACAAUCUGUACACAUUCUUGUUUAAGUCGAUCACAAAUGUCAUAAAUGUCAUUAGUGGAGCUGUCACUUGUAGUUUUCCUGGAUGGGUUUUGUUUUGUGUAAGAUUUCUUUUUUUUCAUUCUGACUGGAUUUUAAAGAAAGUUCUAUACCUCUGUGAUAUAGGCAAGCCUUUAAGGGCGAGUUGUCUUGCGUUUAAGGGUGCACUUGAGGCUAGAUAUCUUUAUUUGACCUUCAGUUUGUGGGAGAGAGCAGCAGGAAAGUAAGAAAAUUGAGGUAUUAGACGUACUGUGAGGUUAGAGGGAAGUGGUUUUACGCAGCAGUUGUUUCUUAUCACUUCUUAUUUAGAUAUUAAAUGGUUUGAGAAAAACAAUAGGCUCCACUUCAGAAAAAAAAGAAAAGAAAAUUGAGUGUUCUAAAAUGUUAUUUGAUCACCCGCCUUUGACUGUGACAAAUGCGCACAUAAGUACGCGUAGUGCAGUGAGAGAAAAGUCAUGCUGUAUUCUCCAGAGGACAGAUACAAUGUGCACUUGCGCUCCACAAACACAAACAGCAUGAAUAAUUGCUCACCAGCUGAGAAUGCACCCGCUCGCUGUUGAGCGAGACACGCACACAUUCGCAAAAGCAACCUGGAUUCCAAGACCCGCUCCCCUCCUCCUCGUGAGAUGGCCGAUAUCGGAGCCGACAGUUUUGCAUUGCACAGUUUUGCAUGGGGGGGACGGGGAGGGGGGCCCAGCUGGGAGGGCUGCAUGAUGAAAAAGACCUGUCAUGUGAUGUAACCACAGAAAACUAGAACCUGACUCUGAUGGAAUGAGAUUGAGACCAAAUUAUCGGUGAACAUGCUUCAUGCUGGUUUAAGACACUGUUACUCCAUUCAUAAACCUAAAACGUGUGUGUGUGUCUGUAUGUGUAUGUGUGUGUGUGCGUGUGCGUGCUCACUAUUAUGCAUGUAAGUGCAAAUUUCAUCCCACAGACAUAUUUGAACCGUUUUGUAUGCUCUUUGUUGCACAACCCUCUUGGAAUGCCUUCUGCAUUGUGUAUUGCAUCGAACAAAACAGUGUGUGAAGAUGCAUUGAUGUGUGAGUUUGGGGGUGUGUGUGUGUGUGCGUGUGUGACAGUGUGUCUGCAGAAGCUCUGAGGGUGAUUUUGGAUUCAUUGAUUUGUAAAUAUGUUUUCAUAAGGUUUUUGAUAAUGUAUUAUACAAUUAUUUAAAAGAGAGGAUGUACAUAAGAUUUUAGAAUAAAGUGUUGACAUGUAUAUUAAUUUAUUUGUAUAAAAGCAGAACACUGCAUUCCCUGAUUGUAAGAAAUCUGAAUUAUUCACCAAAGUGGUUUGUGUCGUUUCUUGCUGUGCACCACUCACGGUUAUUUUUCUGUAACCCUUUUUCCUUUGAUAGCACACGUAACACAUGGUGUCCCCUCCCCAAAGCUCCCCACAUCUUUGCUACCUUGAUGUUAAUGAGAAACGUGAUUUUGGUUGAUCUGUGCCUUUUUUUGUUUUAUUUUUCAUUCUCCUGUAGUAUUUUCAUGAAAAGGACAGGGAUCAGCCGUCCACUGUACAUGCAAAGAUAAACUGUAUGAAAACCAUACUGGUUCCACUUUUUGAUUUUCUGUCAUGAAUUACUUUGGAAUAUCUAUAUAUUGAUAUAUAAAAUCGGACUGAAAUUGUCUGUGAUUUGUU
Molecule: messenger RNA, 5285 nt
Organism: Pungitius pungitius (ninespine stickleback)
Lineage: Eukaryota; Metazoa; Chordata; Actinopteri; Perciformes; Gasterosteidae
Product: low-density lipoprotein receptor-related protein 8-like
Exons: 18
Coding region: 182-3151 (989 amino acids)
Biological process (GO): ventral spinal cord development; receptor-mediated endocytosis
Cellular component (GO): plasma membrane; caveola; apical plasma membrane
Molecular function (GO): calcium ion binding; protein binding; hormone binding
Source: RefSeq, a predicted model, not a curated record